This is a messenger RNA of Esox lucius (northern pike), 1766 nucleotides long. RefSeq names its product heterogeneous nuclear ribonucleoprotein A0. The record is from RefSeq and is a predicted model, not a curated record. The coding region runs from base 56 to 1000 and encodes 314 amino acids. The transcript has a single exon. Lineage: Eukaryota; Metazoa; Chordata; Actinopteri; Esociformes; Esocidae. Gene Ontology annotation, molecular function: RNA binding.
CUGGCGCUGCUGUUACCAGUCCUUCUUCGAACUACGCAGUAUUAUCUGUCGAAUAAUGGAUUCCGCAAAUCAGCUUUGCAAACUUUUUGUCGGUGGAUUGAACGUAGAUACCGACGAUGAUGGGCUCCGCAAGCAUUUUGAGCAGUAUGGUCAGCUGACCGACUGCGUUGUGGUUGUAAAUAAGCAGCUGCAGCGGUCCCGCUGUUUCGGCUUUGUAACCUACUCUAGCGCGGAGGAGGCAGACGCAGCAAUGGCGGCUAGGCCACAUGUCGUUGAUGGCACCAGCGUGGAGUUGAAAAGAGCGGUCGCUCGUGAAGACGCCGGUAAACCCGAGGCAUUAGCCAAGGUCAAGAAAAUAUUUAUCGGUGGACUGAAAGACGACAUCGAAGAUGAACACCUCAAUGAAUAUUUUUCACAGUUCGGUGAAAUUGAGAAGGCCGAAGUUAUCGCAGAGAAGGAAACCGGAAAGAAAAGGGGAUUCGGCUUUGUUCACUUUGCUGAUAACGAUUCUGCCGACAAGGCCGUGGUUCUUAAAUUCCACACCAUCAACGGGCACAAAGUAGAAGUGAAAAAAGCCCUAACCAAACAAGAGAUGCAAGCUGCAGGCCGCGGUGGUGGUGUUGGAAGAGGAGGUAGAGGAGGAAGAGGCAUGAGAGGAGGACAAAAUGGCUUCGGUGGCGGCAGAGGUGGUUACGACAGCUACGGGGGCGGGUUUGGUGGGGGCUAUGGAGGAAAUGGCGGCGGAUACGGUGGCGGCUACGGAAGUGGUGGAUAUGGCGGUGGUUAUGGAGGCGCUAGCUACGGAGGUGGCUACGGCGACCAGAUGGGAGGUUAUGGUGGCGGCAAUGGCUACAGUGACUUUGGCAGCGGUUACAGCCAGCAGUCCUCCGGGUAUGGGCCCAUGAAAGGCGGUAACAACUACGCUGGUAGGAGCCCUGCUCCGUACGCCCCCAGAGGCGGUGCGGGUGGCUACAACAGAGGGGCUUAUGGCGGCUACUAAACCGGUGGCUACGACAGACUAUUUGCAAAGAAAUCCUCUUUUACACCCUCUAAUCCGUGUGAUCGGACGUCAAACCGAACUCAAAUUCAGUCAUCGGGCAUCUGCCGUAAAGCAUCUGGCAAAAAUGCGGACACUGUGAACCCUAAUCAUUAAGAAGACCUCAAAAAACCAAACAGGUAGGAAGAUCACUUCCCAGAACCUGAUUUGCACGACCAGCUGUUGCUGUAGGACACGUUCGAUUGCAGAAUCCAUUUAUCAUUUAUGUUAAAAGUUGAGGGCGUGUAGCUGUCGUUAGUUGGCCUGCUUUUUAUUUUAGUUAUGCGUACAUUCGUUUUUGAGUAGUCGUAGGAUUGUUUUGUUUGAUACUAUAUUUUCCUCUUACCUACAUUUUAAGCAAUUAGUUCCAAAAUUCUCUGGCAUCUAGCUAGUCUUUUUUUAUGUAUUGGGGAUGGGACGCAUGUGCUUUAGAAUUGGAUUUCUUAGUUAUGACUCUGUACAUUUAUUCUGUCCACUACUAGCCUAUAGUUGUAGGUGACGCGUAUGUGGUGUGGCGGAUGCAGUUUAAUCGUUCAAAAUGUUUUGUAAAUCAACGAAAUAAGUCACAGUAAUUUCCCAACUCACAUAGCGUCCAGCUAUCAGCUUAAUGUUCCUUUCCUUUACUUCCAUCAAUCUCAUGUAUAUUGUGUAAUCUGUCUGAAGAUCAAACUACAAUUGUUAAGCAUUGGUAUGCAUAUGUAUGUUCAUUUUAAAUAAAAAGUUAAACAAA